This is a messenger RNA of Notodromas monacha, 626 nucleotides long. Lineage: Eukaryota; Metazoa; Arthropoda; Ostracoda; Podocopida; Cyprididae. The record is from the annotation of a GenBank genome assembly.
GCCCAAGGAAACGGCGCUAAAACCCGCGGCGACAUUCGAGACCGCCACGAGAUAUCGGGCGCUCUUCGGGAACCUUCCUGAACUUUCUGUGGAUAGCGGGUUUAUUCCACCGCGCGUGUCGCAAUAAUAUGCCUCCCUGUGGCCCUGAGGAUGCUGGGGUAAGGGCGAGGCUUUUCGUCAGUGUUACUUUGACUACUAGCGAGGAGUGUCGUGAUUUUGCAUUGCAGUUUUGCUCAAAACAAUAAAGAAAAAAUGGUGAAUCAGGAAGAGCUAACGACUUGCCCCAGGCGGCUAAGGACUAUCGAGCAGCUUGCACGGUUGCCCUACGCAGCUAACAUCAUUGGCGCGGUAGAAGGAACGGAUUCAUAUUUGAAGGAAGCUAAGAUUCCGAUCUUCUCGAGUGCAUUGGGAGCUUAUGAAGCUGUGAUCAAAUGGAUUGCUUGUUUGCCUAUCAUUUCCACCAUGAUCAAUGUGAGCGACUGGAUGGUUGCUUUCUAUUUGGAAACUGUGUUUUUCAUCGUCAUCAAGAUUGGGUCUAUCUUCAUACAGUCCAAAAGGAAACUUGGUGAACUCACGGAACCCGAGAGCUUGGGUAGACUAGUUCCCCCCGUAAUAAAGGAUUCUCG